This is a messenger RNA of Paramuricea clavata, 4072 nucleotides long. The record is from the annotation of a GenBank genome assembly. Lineage: Eukaryota; Metazoa; Cnidaria; Anthozoa; Malacalcyonacea; Plexauridae.
AUGUUGAAAUCUCUUGAUACAGCCAAAGCAACAGGACCUGAUGGUAUUCCCGCUAAGUUAUUAAAAGAAACAGCGGACGUUAUUGCACCUUCUUUGUGCACACUCUUCAAUAAGUCAAUUUCCUCGGGAUCAUUACCAGACGAGUGGAAAACAGCCAACAUAGUACCGAUACACAAAAAGGGUGACAACGAACACGCCGAGAACUACCGUCCUAUUUCUCUACUGUGCAUUAUCUCGAAGGUUUUAGAACGCUGUGUGCUAAAUAACGUCAAAUACCGUUUACUAGAAGCAGUCAACAUCUGUCAACAUGGGUUUAUAUCCGGACGAUCUUGUGUGACUAACCUGAUUGAUGCCCUCAACUACGUUGGGUCAUGCCUGGAUCGUGGUGGACAAAUUGAUAUGAUUUACAUGGACAUGUCCAAAGCUUUCGAUAAGGUCAACCAUGAUGUACUGAUCCAAAAGCUGCGUAACGACUAUGGUUUUGGAGGCAACCUGCUCAGAUGGUUCCGCUCAUAUCUGACAAAUCGCAAACAGCGCGUAACAGUGUUCGGAGCUACGUCAAACCCUCUGUCUGUAACUUCUGGAGUGCCACAAGGUUCUAUCCUUGGCCCAGCAUUGUUUCUCUUGUACGUCAACGAUCUGCCGAGUACAGUUAAAUCAAGUCAAGUUGUAAUGUUCGCGGAUGACACGAAACUCUUUAAAGAAAUACGAACGGAAAACGAUGCAAAACAACUACAGAACGACAUUAGUAACCUCGAAUCUUGGUCAACCACUUCAGGCUUAUCAUUUAAUGGAACUAAAUGCAAAGCACAGACAGUUACUCGUAAGCUUAAACCGAUCACUACCAGCUACACAAUGAAAGAUUGUCAGUUAACAUCUACCAAAAAUGAGCGUGACCUUGGUGUCUGGAUAUCCACCGACUUAAGAUGGAACAAACAAGUGAACCAACAGUGUGCUCGCGCAAACAAAGAGCUAAGUUACAUUAGGAGAAACACACGGACAAUCCACAACACAACAACAAGGCGAACCAUCUACCUAGCUCUCGUACGUUCACAUCUCGGUUACGCGACCCAAGUAUGGACACCUCAGUCGGUUGAAUUACUGACGAAAGUAGAAAGAACUCAACGACGUGCGACGAAAUUCAUCCUUAACCUGCCAUUUACUUGUUCUGUUGACUAUACAUCCAGACUGCAGGCUCUCCAACUACUUCCAAUAUGCUAUUGGCACGAGUAUCUUGAUAUGGUGUACUUUUUCAAAGUAAUCCACGGCUUAACAAACUCGUCCUUUGUUUUACGUAAGAAAACGAGACUGAACACAAGAGCUUCUAACAACACCAAUACAGCGAAGUACGAAGUACCGCAAUGCAGAACAACGACUUUCCAAAAAUCUUUUUGGAUUAGAACAAUCCGAACUUGGAACACUUUAACGGACACGUUAGACUUAAGUAUGGAAAACCUGGGCACGUUUAAGUCAGUAAUGCAAAGAUAUUAUUUUGCCGCAUUGGAGAAAGCGUACGAAUGUGAUGAUCCAAGAACAUUUAAAACUAUCUGCCCGAAAUGCAACAGUGCAAGAACGUUAACCGAACCAGUGAACUGCUGUUUUUAGGCGUUUUAAUUGUAUAUAUGUUUGUGUUUUAAUCUUUUGGGCCCACAGUAAUUGGCUUUUCAGGCUGUUGUGGUUACCCAGCCAUCAGUUUAGUGUGUUUGUAUUUGUGUUUGUGUUUGUGUUUGCGUUGUGUGGGUGCGUAUGUGUUUAUGUCUAUAUCACACAAUGAUGGAAAAGCAAUUAAAUUAAAUUAAAUUAAAUUAAACAUGCAUACUCAGUGACGUCACGCGCGUGUUCAGUCGCUAGCAAAAACAAUACAAACUUUGAUAAGAUUUUGAUGGAAAAAAGUUGCGGAGAAACUGUUUAAUAUGCUGGGAAUAAAAAGUAAUAGACAGAAUAAUUUGAUAAUGUUCUUCAGCAUCUGGGCUGCUGGAUUUGCCAUGAAAGACAUUGUGUUUGAGUGGAUGUAGUCGCUUGUUUGGAGGGACAAAACUAUAAACAAUACUCCGAUUGCCGAACAAGGCAUCUAGGAAGUUUUCCUAGGAACAUUCCUAACGUUAUUUAAUUGUAUAGUCUGAAACGCAACAAUUAUAAUAAGGCAUCUUUUAGUUUAGCUCGUUCACUAUAACUUGUUGUACCUCCAUACAUCAACUAGACCCAGUCUCUGCUCGAUUGGGAAAUGGCUAAUUGUAUUUUUUUGCCUUUCGCCGAAUAUAUAUCCAUCAGUUUUUAUCAGAAGCAUUGCAAGUACUUUCUAUGACCUGUUUUAUACGUCGAAUUUCGGUCGCGUCGAAUUUAAUUCAAACAAUUAUUAUAAACGCGAUACUGAAACAGUUAUUGGAUGAGGCCUAUCAGUCGUGAGUCGAAGGCGAGAUUCGGAGGUUGAUGAUGAUGAUUCGGGAUAUGAGAAAAACCGAAUUCAAUAACCGUUUCAUUAUACGUUGCGUUCUCAUUAACUCUUUCGACAAAUCGUGAUUUAGUUGCGCGAAACAACGUUUGGUUCUAAACUGAAAGCAGUGAAAACGACGAUUUAAAAUCUCACAACAACAGCAUGAAUGUCAGAAAAAUCAGUAUCUCAUUUACCUAAGUUUCGACAAAAAUGCUUUUACCUUUAAUUUAUUUCCGAGCUAGCUACAAAUAAGCUCUGUUUUAUGUCACUUGUAUUGUCGAGAAUUCGCCUCCAAAAUGUAGGCCUCGACAAGUCACAAAUGUUCGAAGUAACAAAAAUGUGUAUUCAAACAAAACAUAAAAUUUACCAAAGAUAUAAAACAACAUUAAAAGGUUCACAAUGGUCACGAUUACGUAUAGGUAGCGCCCGGGCUAUUAUCCUUCUUUCACAAUACAAUUUCUCACUCGUCAAUUUCUCACAAUACAUUUCUCACUAGUUAGGUUUAUUUGUAUGUAUAAGUAUGUAUGUGUGUGUAUAUGUGUAUUGAUAUAUACUUUCUUGUAAAAUACUCUUCAGAAAUUGGAGGUAAUAAAGAUUUUAAACUCACUCACUCACUCACUCACUCACUCACUCACUCACUCACUCACUCACUCACUGUCACAGUCCAACUACGAUUGUUCAACUAACUCUCUGCUCUCUUUCGCGACUAUUUCACUCACACCCUCACUUUGACAUGCACUUGCCACAUUUAAGGGGAAUUGUAAAUCUUCUUUGGAAAAUACGAAGGCGAAACUAGAAUCAUGUGAGAUUGAGUUAAAUAAAAAUGAAGAAAACAUAGCAAAACAUGAAAGCAAUUUUCAAAAGCUAUCUAAAGACCUUGAGAAACUUAGAAAGGAAACAAAAGAAAUUGGCAAAGUAAAAUCAAUUAGUAAAAACCCAUUAGCGAUAACAAUUGAAAACCAAUCUUCUGAGUCAAACAAAAAUAUAUACGUAGAAGCUGCAAAUACAAUUUUGAGCUCAGAAGAAAUUAAAACAAAAAAAACUGACAAAGCAAAAUCAAUUAGGGAAAAUUCAUUAGCGACAACAAUUGAAAUCCUAUCUCCUGAGGCUAAUAAAAAUACAUAUGCAGCAGCUGUAAACAUAAAUGCAAAUCUGAGCCCAGAAAAUCACUCGAGUGUUCCAAAAACUAAUCCAACAAAACAUAGUUCCAAAGACAGUUCUCAAUUACUGAAACCGGCAAAGGGAAACAACAGCCCGAAUAAGCAACACAGUCAUGAAGCUCAUAGUGAUCAUUCAGCAACAAGCAGUGUUAACGAUGACCAUGAUUUAUUUGUCGGAGUUGAAAAGAGGAAAAUAAAACGACUCUAUUUAGGGGGCGUACGCGAAGGGGUAACAGAUAAGUUAAUUUCAAACUAUAUCAAUAAAAAGGGAAUUACCCCAACGUUUGUAAGAUUAAUGAAAAGCAAGAGGAAAGGCACCGUAGCCGUCCGAGUAAACGUUCUAAGUGAAGAUUUUGAUCGCGCCUCGGAGAAAGACUUUUGGCCUAAGCACGUAUACGUUAGGGAAUGGCUUUCUAAACAAAAGUGGGUAAACAAAAAUAGCUCGAAUGUCGGACCUACGAAAAUUGACGAAAAUUAA